Messenger RNA from Rasamsonia emersonii CBS 393.64, 984 nucleotides. Its product is annotated as Isoflavone reductase family protein. The transcript is spliced from 4 exons. The coding region runs from base 1 to 984 and encodes 327 amino acids. The record is from RefSeq and is a predicted model, not a curated record. Lineage: Eukaryota; Fungi; Ascomycota; Eurotiomycetes; Eurotiales; Trichocomaceae. Gene Ontology annotation, molecular function: oxidoreductase activity.
AUGGCUCUCACCAAGGUUCUGCUGGUCGGAGCGACCGGUGAGACGGGAGGGUCGAUUGCGAAAGGCCUGCUUGAGUCGGGGAACUUUGAAGUCUUCGCUCUGACGCGCCCCGCAUCAGCAUCAAAGCCCCAGCUUCUCGAACUGCAGAAAUGGGGCCUCAAAGUUCGCCAAUGCGACUUGAACGCCCCUCAGGAGGAAUUGGUGGAGGCCCUCUCUGGGAUUGAUGUCGUCGUCUGCAGCGUUGGGCCACCAGAUCAACGGACUCAGAUACCCCUGGCAAACGCGGCGAAAAUCGCUGGCGUGAAGCGGUUUGUGCCCUGCGGCUUCAUCACCGUGGCUCCUCCCGGGGGAAUCAUGUGGCUCAGAGAUGAGAAAGAGGCCGUCUAUAACCAUAUCAAACAAUUAUGGCUGCCCUACACCAUCAUCGACGUCGGCUGGUGGUACCAAAUCUCGUACCCUCGUCUGGCUUCCGGGAAGAUUGACUAUGCCAUGACCAUGGCCAACGACGAGAUCAUCGGCGAUGGCACGACUCCCAGCGCCAUCACCGACCUGAGGGAUAUCGGCCGUUACGUGGCCAGAAUCAUCGCUGACCCGCGGACGGUGAACAAGAUGGUGUUCGCCUACAACACGGUCAUGACCCCGCACGAGAUCUACUCCAUGCUUGAGAAACUCAGUGGAGAGAAGAUCGAGAGGAAAUAUGUGUCGGAAGCAACCGUUCAGCAGCGGGUCCAAGAGGCCCGGCAGUCGAGCGAAACAUAUCCAUUCGACCCGACCAAAUUCAUCCCGCGCUAUGCAGCCGAGUACCAGUUGUCCCGGGGCAUCCGCGGCGACAACCGGCCCGAAUACGCCAAGUAUCUUGGCUAUCUGGAUGCCAAAGAGCUGUACCCGGACUUCAAGCCGAUCCUCUUUGAGGACUACUUGAAGGAGCUUCUGGGCGGAACGGCGACAGGCAUCUACACGGACCGGAUCAGGAGAAUCUAUUGA